Molecule: messenger RNA, 459 nt
Organism: Letharia lupina
Lineage: Eukaryota; Fungi; Ascomycota; Lecanoromycetes; Lecanorales; Parmeliaceae
Exons: 3
Coding region: 1-459 (152 amino acids)
Biological process (GO): RNA catabolic process
Cellular component (GO): ribonuclease H2 complex
Source: RefSeq, a predicted model, not a curated record
AUGCUCAAAUUCUCCAAACCCGAGACUCGUGUUCAGAAGCAGUGUGAGCCUAAUGUCCUCCCGUGUCGCAUCCAUCAUGACGGGCCGGUCGACGCUUCGCCGAGGUACUGGGCUCCAAAGACAGCUCAAGAUGGACAGCCAGAGGCAUACUUCCGCGGGAGGAGGCUGAGAGGACAGGAGAUUGAUGUUCCCCAAGGGUACAGAGGCGUUAUUGUCAAGGAAGCUGGGAAGGAGAGGACCUCUCUCCAAAACACUGACGUGGGCAAUUUGGAGAGAGAAGAAGGGGAGCAGGAGCAGGAAGAAGUCACAGUGUUGAACGAGGUCGGCUCAUUCGACAAGGUGGUUAUUUGGAGUCACGAGACCAGGCUCGACGAGGAUGAUGCCUUCGUGAAGGGUUUGGGUGAAUGGAUUGGUUUCGCUGAAGCUAUAAAUGCCCCAGGAGACGAAAACACUUCGUAA